UUACUAUUAUUAUUAUUCAGAAGGUGAACCCUAUUCAUGUGGAACUAUCAAGCAACUAAGACGAGAUAAAGGCAAAUCCAGAAAGAAGAGAUCCCCUUAUUAACGAAGAUAAAAUGAUAGAUUAAUAGAUUAACAAACAGAUAAAAACGUUUUAAAUUGCAAGGGGAAUAGUAUUAUUAUUAUUAUUAUUGUAUCGCACCUACACCUGAACUUCUGGGGAGAAGUUCCAAUAGCACGACUUCCUCUGGGAGGCUGUUCCAACGUCCUAUGGUGUGAGGAAUGAAGGACCUUUCAAAGGAACUGCGUGGGAAGUUCGACACCGAGAAUAUGAACUGCAUAUUGGUGCCGCUGUUCGGCGAAUCUGAUCGCUCUCGGCAGGUCUGCGUCAGUGAGAUCAGCGCCAUGUCCAAGGACCCGUACUACCAGCUGGCCCGGAACAGCGGCGCCGCUACUAGUGCGGACGGCAUGAGUCUGCCGUCGUUCCCCUCCACCUCCUUCUGGUACGAUGCCCACGCCCACUCCUCCGUCGGCAUCAGCAUUUUCCCUCAGCCUCCCUCCGCCGCCGACGACCCGGGACCCUCCUCCUCCUCCUCCGCCUACAACUACAAGCAAGAACACUGCGAGGCGAAGAACCUGCAGAACGGGCGAGAGGGCUUCGAGUGCUGGACGGAUGGCCUGCAUCAGAGCAACCUGCAGAAAACAUUCGACGGCCAGUACUGGAGCGAGGGGAGCACACAGAGGGGCUUCGACCCCCCGUGCAAUGUUUCUGGAGGGCCAGUCGAGUACGAGCCCUCGAGGCAUUCCUUGCAGCUGCUGUCCUCCUCCGAAGUUGUUCCUCCUCAGCAGGAGGUUCACAUCGGUGGAGGAGGUGGAGUCAUAGCGGGAGGGUCGUCCUCCUCCUCCUCCUCCUCCUCCAUGUACGUGAUGGAGACCAGCUCCCAGGACGAGUACGACGACCGGCUGACGAACAACUCCGUCAUCAGCAGCGAAGAGUACUACCCCCACAGCAACAGCAGCAGCGACGCGGCGCUGUGCAGUAAGAAGAAGACGUCGGAGGGCGCGGCGGCUUCCUCCGAGGACCCCAAAAAGAACCAGAAGAAACUGAAGAAGGAGACGAAGGAGAAAGUGAAAGAGGAGAAAAAGUGCGGGGUCUGCGGCGACGCCGCUCGGAGCAUGCACUUCGGCGGGAUGGCCUGCGAUUCGUGCAAAGCCUUCUUCAGGAGGUCCGUGCAGAGUGGCGCCUACAAAAACUUCCAGUGUCCCGAAAAUGAACAGUGUCCCAUUUCCAAACAGAAUCGUAAAGUGUGUCAGUACUGCAGAUUCAAGAAGAGUCAAGAGAAUGGAAUGGAAAUUAGCUGGGUUAUGUCAGAAACUGACAGAAUGACACUGUGGAAAAAUCGUCUGGCCAAGCAGAGACAUGUACAGGAAGAAAAAAUAAAAGACGAAGUGUAUGGUGAUUUGCCACGAACCCUAGAUCCAGAUGAAGCUGACAAACUGAGAAAUUUGGCAUUAAUACAGGAAUCCACAUUUGCCUCUCUUCCGUACCCAGAAGACUGUUAUGGUGACCGUGUAGAAUCUUUAGCUAAUCUUUUUGUAUGCAUUUGCAAAAAACUUGGUAUGUUUUUCUACAAGAUUCAAGACUUUGGUGAAAUAUGUAAAAAUGAUCAGUCUUUAUUGCUCAAAAAUGGUAUUGGUAUGUCAAUAUACCUUCAUGGUGCAUAUAUGUACGAUUAUGAGAAUGAGAUAUGGCCAGCUGAAAAUAAUAAAGAGGCUUUCAAAAUACCAAGAGUGAGUAUGCACACACUUAAAAAAUUUACAGUUUACCCUGAUGCCUUUAAUGCCAUCAUGAAAUUUUACAAAAAAUAUGGCAAGGAACUCAAAGAUGAAAUUAUUCUAGCUUUGAUGUGUAUAAUAGCAUUUUUUCAGCCUGAUGACCCACAGUUCCGAUAUCCAGGUAAAAUACAGGAUAUUCAAGUAACAUACUUAGAGCAUCUUAGGCAUUACUUAUUAGCAAAGGAAGGUGAUAGUGGUGUGAAAGUAACAUUCCCAAAACUGUUAGUUGGGCUUGCAGAUAUUAGAGAAAUAUUGGAGUUCCAUAGUAAAGUAGAUAUCAAACCUACCAUUAAUCAUCAGCAGAUUGUUACACAGUCUUCUCUAAAACAUCAGAUGGCAGCAGUGCAUGAUGUAUUUGCCAAAGGUUCUCAGGGUUUCUUCCCCGAUUUUUCAUCAGUAUUGACUUCAUCUGAAAAGCAGCAUCCCAUCUGGAAGCGAAAUGAGAGAUCCCUCAGUAGAAGGCAUCGCCAAAGAUCAGGUGCAGCGGUACAUGCUGGUGAUCAGUUUUAUCAUCCACAGACAAACCAAAUAUUUGGUUCUGAUCCAAGAACUGAUAUGAUUAUUACAAAUCCAAUGGAUCAGAUUGACCGAUUUAUCAAGAAGCACAAGCUCUCCAUUGCACAAGUGAGUGAGGUGGCAGAUUAUAAUGGCCGUGGCGCAUUGCAACCAAAAUAUUUCAAGAGCAGUUAUGACAGCAGUUCCUCAAGAUCGGAUAAUGAGAUAGAGUAUCCACAACCAGAAGCCUCAGCUUCAAGACAGUUGCAGCUCAUACCUCAUAACAGUGGCUGGGAAAAUCGUUGCUCAUCUCCACCUACGGACAAGAAAAGAGCCGUUGAGGUUCUUUGUGACAUUUUAAAACAUAUUUCUUGCUCUAAUGAUGAUGAUGACCUCCUUCAGUCCUUGAAACAGAACUUACCCCCUCAGCUGCUGGAUAAUCUUGCUCAAAAACUGUCUCCUGUAUAGCAAUAAAUUUAUUUGGUGUUAGUUUUAGCCAUUAAUGGCAUUUACAAAUUUUAUAUAUGUAUAACCUAAUGUAUAUACACAGUGUGUACAUAUU
Molecule: messenger RNA, 2890 nt
Organism: Macrobrachium nipponense
Lineage: Eukaryota; Metazoa; Arthropoda; Malacostraca; Decapoda; Palaemonidae
Product: ecdysone-induced protein 75B-like
Exons: 3
Coding region: 280-2796 (838 amino acids)
Biological process (GO): negative regulation of transcription by RNA polymerase II; positive regulation of transcription by RNA polymerase II; cell differentiation
Molecular function (GO): nuclear receptor activity; RNA polymerase II cis-regulatory region sequence-specific DNA binding; zinc ion binding
Source: RefSeq, a predicted model, not a curated record